Messenger RNA from Camellia sinensis, 1125 nucleotides. NCBI's taxonomy places the organism in Eukaryota, Viridiplantae, Streptophyta, Magnoliopsida, Ericales, Theaceae. The record is from RefSeq and is a predicted model, not a curated record.
AUGGACGUUCGCAAACCAGCAAAAGACUUUCGCCAAUCUUACGUUCCUAGCAAGGACCUGAAAAAGCUCCUGGACUUGCCUGUCCAUAAAAGGAAAGCACCUCUUCUUCUGAAUUUUAUUCCUACGUACAAAUCCACUCUGCCCGACGUCCCGAAGAAAAAGAAGAAGAGUAUUUCUCCACCUUCUGCUACAACUCUUCCCACUGUUUCCACAUCACGAGCAGACCAAGGAUCCACUUCUGACCCAGCUGAUCUGUCUGCUGAGGCCCAGUCGUCAGAGUCCACUCAAUCGAAGAAGCCGAGGUCAUCGUCUGCGACGACCUCGGGUUCCAAAAUACCAAGAGUCCUCUGGGUGCCUGAAAUCACCCUGGAAGAUAAGCCUGUUCUAGCUUCUGAAAGUGCCGAAGACAUAAACGUCGGUAUGGCACUCAGUACUGCUGUCCUCUUUCCUGGUGAUCUUGAGCGAAAUGCCAAGAUGAGCGAGUACGAGAACUACGCCUUCAUGCUCCAACGCUCUGUACAAGCCAUUCAACAUGCCCAUUCUCUCUUCAUGCAAGCUUUUGAAACAAGGGAGAAGUUGGCCGAUAUGAGGCGGGAGAUGAAGAAGCUGGAAGAUCAGGCCGAAGCUGCCACUAAGGCCCAACAGAUGGUUGAAGAAAAAGCGAAGUCUGCUGAGGCUAUCAGAAAAGUUGCCGAGGCCAAGAAAAAAGAGGCCGAGCUUAACAUUCUUGACGAUUCGCUACUGCGCAAAGCCGACGCUAUUCCUCUGUCGUUCCCCCCACCUCCUUCAUCAAGUCAACCUGAAGGAAAAUCUGAAUCUGAGUCUGAAGGUGAGAAGGAAGGUGAGGACGAGGCUUUAGUAAGGAAGUCCAAAGAGGCUGGUGAGAUCAAGUCCCCUCCUCAGGAUGAUCAAGUCCUAGACUUGACUCAUAAGGAGGAUGAGGAGGUUAUUAAGGAGACCACUCCUGAGCAAGCGUCAUCUGAUGUUCCUCCAGUCGGCAAGAGCGUUGAUGAAACCCUUGCUGAGAUCGACGCCGAGAUUGCUGCAAAUAAAGAAGCCGAGGUAUCUCUUCAGGAGACUUCUCAGGUUCAGAUCCAGCCAGUUGCUGAUGCUGAAAAGUCUUAG